ACGGAUUACAUGUUGAGUGUGUUCACACAGGGAAGAGAAAGAGAAAGAGAAAGAGAGAGACAGAGAGAGAAGCAAGGGGUAGCGGCGUUGGCGUAUUUGAGAAGGUACGUGAGGAAGAAAGUAGCGUAUGGAGAAGAAGGAUCUAGAGAGAAAGUGAGUGCUAGAGAGAGAGAGAGAGAGAGAGGAGUCCAUGACUGAUCUGAAGAAGCAGUGUUCGGAGUCGCUUUGCUUCGUCGCAAUUGCCUUGUACUUCGUUUUUGAGUUUGAUUCUUUUGGUGUUGGAUCAGUUUGAAGGGCACGUGGAGGAAGUUGAUUUUCGAUUUCGAUAUCGAUUUCAAUCACAGGUAUAUGAAACCCUAGCUUGUAGUGUCUGUGUGUGUAUGUGUUUUGCUUGGAUGUUUGCUAGAUCGAUCGAUGGCGAGACGACUUCAUUGGCCUCAAAACCCUAGCGAUCGUCUCGAUUCUGCCAUCUGGACUGGGAGAAAGGUUUUGGAAGAUUCCGCUUCGAGUUUCAAACAGGUUGAAGACUUGAAAGUAAAUCAUGGACACUGGAUUUAUAUCUCUUUGACUGGAGAUUUGAUGCCUAGGGUUUGUUUUUCCUCAUCUGAUGUUUUUGGCUUCGUUGACGUUGGGAACUUGACUUGGCUUGAACAUUCAUGCCUGUGGUCCAGCAAACUACCUAAUGCCUUAACUCUGUUCAUGGAGUUCACAUCUGCUUGGAGAUCUCUUUGCGUAUUCACCGUGGUUACUUGUGGACUGUAUACACAAUCACAUUACGUUAUGUCUUUUGCUUGAACCCUAGCUUGGUGGAAAUAAUUUAACUGGUAUCUUCCUUCUACGAUCCAAUUAACAUCGUUUAUACAAAUAAAUUUAUGAGCCACGGAUGCUGCAGGAGGUUUCUGCCAUAAGAAGUAGUUGUACACCCUUUGGAUCUGUUCUCUUGGAUGGAUAUGGUCAGAUCUGUGGUGCAAUACUCUAUAUUACUUCUUGCAGAAUUUCAUCUAUCGAUGUUUCACUUUCACUUGCUGCAAACUUGUUUCUGCCAGAAAUAUAGUUGAUGGAAAAUUUGACUGUUUUGCCUGAAAGACCUGCUGCUUUUGCUUAGAUUUUCAUUAUUCCUCUGAUUGAACAAUAGUCAUGAUUCAAUCCGAUGUGGUUGGAUCAAAACCAUGGAAUGUGAUUUAAUUUCUGUAUCGAUAUCAAUCUCCACAGAUUUAUGGGCUUGAUAUAAAUGAAGAUAUUUUUGUUAUUUAAUAUUUGGAUGACUCCGUGCUUCUUUAGAAACUUGGGAAAUUUUGUCAGCACAUUGUCUAUGUUCGUUGAUGUCUUCUAGCAAAGUCUUUCCUUGAUUACUAAGGUACCCCGCUGAAGUGGAUUUCUGUUUUGAAUGGGCCAAACCCUGAUGGAAACCAGACAAAUGACCUUAUUGUCGGCUUCUGUGUGAGAAUCAGUUAACGUCGAAAGAGAGAUCAUAUUCAUGAUUGGAUUCAUUGUCACACGUGUUGUUUCUGACAAUGUAUUAUGUAGAUUCAUGCUUCUUAUCCCUUGUCCGUAUAACUCAAGCUUAUAAUUGUUGUCGUUUACUUCUGCAAUGAACUUUCAUUUGGCAUUCUAGGCGUUGUCAUAUUGAGCAAUUGAGUGAGUCGCUUAUGAGCCGUUAUCAGCAUUGGACACUUUAUUGCGUUUCAGGUCUAAAUAAUAAUUGAGUGCCGUGCUUGGGGAUUUUGACACCGUCUCCCAAGCCUAAUUGCCGUUAUUGGUGGUUGAUAUUUAUGAACCACCUUGUAGUCACUUUCCCAAAAUCGCAUUCUCCAAUUUUGCAUUUUUAAUAGCAUUGUUGAUUGUUUCUGAUUUAUCAUUUAGUUGCUAUUUUUGUGCAAUGCUUUGCUGUGGCUGCUGCUUAUUUAAACCUUGGAUGCUUCCCAGGCGGCAUAAUUUGAAUAUCUUGGAUCCUGCAAAGCUUCUGUAGGCGUUGUCCGUCUUCUGAAUGUGACAAUGAGGGGUCACCAUUAAUGAUCCACCUGUGUACUUGCACUGGGGGGUCAGCCUCUAUUACUGGGUUGAGCAAAAGACGAGCAGCAACGGCAUCCUGCAAGACUUGCGGUCGAAGACCUUCAGCUGAUGGGACAGAGUCUCCCGCCAGCAGUGUAAUUAACACAGUUGGUUUAGAACUGACCAGUCUCAUCAGUUCAGAUUUGACUUGGAAGGUUUCAAAAGGUAACAGGAGUUCAUUGAGGCGAGCUAGAACAAGUCUGCAAUCUAGGUGGGAGUUAGCCAAUAAGGAGUUCAAAGAGGUGGAAAUGCCUGUGUCUGAAUCCGAGAAGCUGGGAGUUUCUGUUCUUGGGUGCCGCUUCAGUGAGAAGGCAGAGCAUGUGCCAAUUAAGAAAAGAAGGUUUUUCUUUAGGUCUCCAUCUCCACCACUGAGAACCACUUCUUCACGCUCUGAGGAAACUGAAAGACUUACAAAUAGUCAACAUGCUUCAGGUCAGGGGUUCCUUAUGAAUCCACUUUUAAAAUGCAAAUCUGCAGCAUCUGCUUCUGCAGUUGACAUAAGUCAAGUUGUUGAUAGCAAUCAAAAAUUUGAGGGAACAAAGUCUGCUAUGUUAAAUGAACGAAUUGGUGAGAAUGACGACUUCUCUGGCAUAUCAAUUCUUGCUGCUGCCGCCUGCAGUAACAGCUUGGGAGACAUUGAGGAGGGUUCCGGAGUUGAGUCUCCUGUGCGGGAGGGCCCUAUUCAAGUUUUGUUGAAUGAUGAAGCCAAAGAAGACCUUGUGAAUUCUGGUCAAAUAUCUACUGAAGGAACUGGCUCCUUUAUCUCCACAGUGCCUCCUGAAGGUGCUGCCUCCUUGAGAAUGUAUAAUUCCUCCCCAAAGCGCUUGUCGCUUGAAAACACAUCGGAGAGUUCUUUAUUACAAAAUAAUUCAAUGGUUGGAUCACAGGGUCUUUCAAACAAAAAGGAUGACGGAACAGCUAGAAUACAGGAGUUUUCUGCACGAGAUGAUAGGUUGCACUGGGACUUGAAUACAGUAAUGGAUGCAUGGGAAAGCCCUUUUGAUGAUCAUCAUUCAUCUGAUCUGACUAAUGCUGCAGAUCUGCAGCCUGACUGCGCCAAUGAAGGUAACUUGGAAGGUAAUGGGUUUCAAAAGGAGUUUGGGGUUACCAAUGAAGACACUGGAAAGGCACAGGUACUGGAUGAAUCAAGCAACUUGUCUCAUGAAACUCAAGAUUUAAACAAGGAUGAACAUAAAUCCCCUGUGUGCACUGAUAUCAACAUGGGUAGCACCUUGCAAGCAAAUUUACAGUCCUCUGAGACUGAUAAUCCCCUGAAUGUUGUGAUGGACUUCGUUAAGGAAGCAAAUUGUUUGCCUAACAAGGAAAAGUUUUGCACCAAUGAUGGAUCACUUGCUCUUCCUCCUCCUAAAGAUGUUCCAGACCAUUGUACAUCACCCAUUGUUGACAAACAUGCUACGUCCAGGAAUGUGAACUUCAGCUCCAAGACUAGGGAAGUUUUAUCUUCUGUUCCGGUUGCUGGAGUGGAUUCAUCUCUGCACUAUUCUAUGCCCCCUACAGCUGAUAUUCUUAAUAGCACAUGUUUAUCUGAAGGUACUUGUAAUGCUGCAGCCACAGGUUUUGGUAGUGCGAAGAGCGUAGAUGAUUGUGGUGCUGAUGUACAAACAUGUGGGACCAUUUCCCCUACAUAUCAGGUUGAGAAGCAGAAUGCUUCUGUUCGUAGUGUACCUUAUUCAGACAAGGCUGCCUGUGAGAUUGGUAAUAGUGGAUAUGAGGAUUGUGGGAAUGCCAACAACAUAUCAGGAUCAGGUGAUAAUGGGAAUUCUGCGAAGGAUAGAGCCAGCAUGGAGACUGACCACUUACUCGGAAAUGAGCUUCUUGAUGGUAGUAAGGAGAAUGCUGGCUUGGAGUUAGAUGGUGGUGGAUUCUGGCAAUCUUCUCGUACACAUGUAGAGGUGCCUACCUCAGAUGCAUUUCUUGAAGGCCAGUCUGUGGUAGAAUCAAGAAACAAGGUGCAACGUUGUAAAGUUACUUCAGGUCAUGAUACCUCUGAUUCUGAUAUGCAAAUGCAAGUUUAUACCGAGAAACCAGAGUCAACUACAUUUUUAGGAAAGCCUAUAAGGCCACCUCAUUGUCUUAGUUCUCCUUAUAUGCAAAGAAGCUGUUCUAAUGAUUUUGUAAGUGGUUCUGGUAAGGUAACUCUUGAGGAGCAGUUGGAUGAUGGUUAUGCUUCUGAUGUUUCGCGAGGUGAUCGUCAUCCCAGGGUUGGGAUUGAUAAAGAGAAUGAGCUGCAGUUGGAUUAUGAUUCACAGUAUGAAGAUGGGGAACUCAGGGAUUCAAGUAUACAUAGUUGGGAAGGAUAUGAUGGUGAGGAUGGAGAAACUGAACGUCUGGACUAUGGUUCAGACAACAGAGACUCUGACAAUUUGGGUUCUGAAAAAGCACAAGAAAGUAAUUUGCAAUCUUCUCCGGGAGGCUCCUCGAGGAAGAAAUCUGAUUCAGGACCUGGUAGGGGAUCAUUUGUGAACACUAGAACACCAUGCUUGAGGGUGCAGAAAGUUGAUAGCAGCGACAAAGGAUCUGGUUCAGGAACUGAAGACGUAACUAGAAAUAAGGAGGAUCAUGAUAUGCGAGACCAUGUGAAGGAAUUAAGUGAGUCAGCUGAGUUGAAAGUGAAUAUGUCUGGUUCGGAUUUAAUGCCUGAAAUUAGUAAACAUUCAUCAGAUAUAAAGACCAGAGUAAGAGCUGAAAGGGUCAUGAAGUGUUCUGCUGGUAAUCAAAGAGGUCGAUUGGGAGCUGAAUAUGCAGGGACAAAAGCGGAUGAGUCAAGAGCUCAUGGAAGGGACUGGCCAUCACGAAUUGAAAGAACUACAUCCCAAAGUGCGCAUCUUAGGCGGGAACGAUCAUGUAUGCAGGGAAGCAGUUCCAAUGAUGCUUACUAUUCAAAUCCUAGGUCUGAGAGGGAGUCUGGUGCUCAUAAAUCCUUUGGGAGGGGUAGAUAUUUUCUUCAAAGUCAUACCAGGAGUCGGGAAGGUGGUCACUGGGCUGAUUUUGAGGGUUAUAGGGGUUUGAAACGCCAUCGUUCCCCUACUUACCAUGGCCCUACUGCUUUCCAUCGCUCCAGGCUAGAAAAUGUUGCAUUAGAUGGUACCAAUACAAAAGAGGAAGGUGCAGGACAAAGGGUUACUGGCAGACAAACAGUUACUGAUUCACAUAUUAUACAUCGACCUUUCAGAAGUGGAUCACCAAAUGAUCGGCAAGAAGCUUUCCGUAUGCGUCUUGGCUUUAGACCAGCUCGAGAGAUGAGUCCUGGAAGGUCUGCAACUAUGGGCAGGGGUAGGUCUGUAAGAUAUGGUGCACGAAUGGAUGGAGGCCCCAGAAGGAGAUACUAUGGUGGUGCAAAUGAUGAUUUUGUUGAAUCUUCCUUGGAUUAUUCACAUUCUUCGGCCAGGAGGCGGAGAAGUUUUUCUCCAGCUGAAAAAAGAGGGAUUCCUCAUGCACGGCGAUCCAACUCGAAAUCUCCUUCAAGAUCUAGAACUCGCUCUCCCAUUGCCUGGCAAUCUCCUAGAAGAAGAACUGGGGAUGGUGCUAUUGGUAUUCUGGGUUUUAAAAACCGAAGCAGGUUUAAUUGCAGGUCUGAUACGAGAAUGCCAAGGGUGAGGUCACCUCAUAUUCGGUCUGGUUUUGCAGCAGAUCAUCUCACAAGUUUUUCAUCAGUGCCAAGAGGCAAUGACUCUCCACCCCCUAAUUCUAGAUGUAUUGGUUACAAUCAUCGUUCUUCAGCUUUAGACCGGUCACCUGGGAGAAUUGGCUCCCGGGAAGACAGGUUUGAUUUGUUGGAUCCCCCACGAAAAUUGAAGCCAAAUGAGUAUUAUAGAUCUGUGAAUCCAGGAAGAUUUUCAGAAUCAAAUGGAGCUGGAAGAGGCCGAUCUCAAUAUGAGGGGAAUGAUGAUGAUCAUAAACAGGAGUAUAGGUAUGGGCUUGUUCAUCGUGCAAGGCGUUAUGACAUGGACAGAACUGUGAAGCGGUUCCGUUAUGAGGAUGAAGAUGGUUAUAUUUUGGCAAAUGGCUCUCGAAAUAAGGAUUCUACAGAUUUCCAUGGGAGAGAAAAUCCUAAGGCUUAUAGUGGGGGAAUUGACAGUAGUAUAGGUGAUCAACCUAGGUCGUCUAGAGAAGACAGAGGCCCAUUCGUCUAUCGAAGAGAUGGGAGAUAUAAUGCUAACUCAAAGGUAUUUGGGGUGCGGGAAGGUGACGAGGAUGAAGCCUCCAGAAGGAGGCGACCUUCCUGAACUUUGUACUCAGUGCCCUUUUUGUCACAUUGGAUGCAUCUGCAGGUUUUUUGAAAAUGGUGGACCUGGUGAUUUUUUUUUUUUUUUUUUCAUCUGGAAAGUAUCUGGAUCUUGCAGUUGUCCUUUCUUCCAGCGGUGGUUAAAUUUUAAUUUCAAUAUUGCGAUUUUUUGUUUUGAAAUUUUGGUUAGGACUAGUAUCUGCUUUUAAUAUUUUUAUAUUUUGAAUAUAGAAUCUCCUGGCCAAUCCUGGGGACUUAGCCACUUUUGAGGCUGUUGGAAUAUUAUCAAAUCAAUGAG
Molecule: messenger RNA, 6596 nt
Organism: Ilex paraguariensis (yerba mate)
Lineage: Eukaryota; Viridiplantae; Streptophyta; Magnoliopsida; Aquifoliales; Aquifoliaceae
Source: the annotation of a GenBank genome assembly